ACGGUUGGGCACUUCCACGAAACCAAAAGAGAGAUCUCAUUCUUUGUAUGUCACCUUCUCCUCUCUUUCUGAUCCAUCUCGCAUUCUCCCGCUUUACGUUUCUCUCCCGCUUUCCCUUCCUUGAUCUCCAUUACUGUACAAUCCAAACUUCUUUCUCAUCGUCUCGAACCCUCCGGCCAUCUGUUUUUCCGAUGAUAGCGCUUCGAACCGCGUUCAUUCCGAUUUGCAUCACGGAUUUGAUGGGGCUACAUUGAGCUUGCAUGGAUCGUAUGGAAUGGAAGCUUUCGGAUUUAUGAGUUAUUAUCAACUGCUCGUCCAAUUUCACCUAUGGCGGUUAGUGGGCCGGCUUCGAGUUCAGAGAGCUCCUGGAGAGACUCCAACAAGGGUAUGUCGAAUGGUAACAUCAAGGGUUUGAUCUUAGCUUUGUCUUCCAGUUUCUUCAUUGGUGCCAGCUUCAUUGUCAAGAAGAAAGGCUUGAAGAUAGCAGGGUCUUCUGGUGUAAGGGCAGGCGCUGGCGGUUAUUCUUACUUGUAUGAACCAUUAUGGUGGGUCGGCAUGAUAACCAUGGUUAUAGGUGAAAUUGCUAAUUUUGCAGCUUAUGCAUUUGCACCGGCUAUCCUGGUAACUCCCCUCGGUGCACUGAGUAUAAUUAUCAGUGCUGCUCUUGCUCAUGUUAUAUUAGGGGAGCGAUUAAACAUUUUUGGUAUACUUGGUUGUGUGUUAUGUGUUGUGGGUUCAACAACAAUUGUUCUUCAUGCACCUCAAGAGCGUGAGAUAGAAACUGUCAAGGAAGUGUGGGAUCUUGCGACAGAACCAGCUUUCCUUUUGUAUGUUGCUUUGAUGGUAGCCACGACUCUCGUACUCAUAACGCGCUUUGUGCCUCGUUAUGGGCAGACAUAUGUGAUAGUCUACAUAGGGGUUUGUUCUAUUGUGGGCUCACUUUCGGUUAUGAGUGUUAAGGCACUUGGAAUUGCCCUGAAGUUGACAUUUUCUGGAAUGAAUCAGUUAACAUAUCCUCAAACCUGGGCCUUCGCAAUGGUUGUCAUUAUUUGUGUGAUCAUUCAAAUGAAUUAUCUAAAUAAGGCUCUUGAUACUUUCAACACAGCUGUCGUGUCCCCUACAUACUACGUGAUGUUUACAUCAUUGACCAUUUUGGCUAGCAUAAUUAUGUUUAAGGAUUGGGAUCGACAAGGAGCAAUUCAAAUUUUCACGCAGAUGUGUGGUUUUGUGACGAUUCUCGCGGGUACUUUUCUUCUUCACAGAACAAAGGAUAUGGUUGAGGCUUCUUCAACGACACCAUCUUUUUCGAUGCGACAUUCUAAACACGUAGAAGAUGGUCGUGAGCUCGAAGCCAUGCCACUUCAGCGUGAAACAUCAUUGUGAUAAGAUUAGCCAGUCAUGACUAAACUUGCCGCCAUUUAUGAAUUCACUCUUAUCAUCAUGUCACAUUUUGUGCACAAAUCUUGGGGAAAGGUACGGCAGCCACUGGCUUUGUGAUCGUGAACAUUGUUGAUAGAUUUGAAGGGGAAUGCAAGCCUGGUUGGACUACAGACGGUAAUCUCGUUUCUUAGAGGAAAAUGAUUUGGAAGUCCCAUUUUUUCUGUUAGGAACCUCUUCGUGGGUUGCAAUUUUUGACCCAUUGUUCUAUAUAUACUAUAUCAUAUCAUUCAUUCGUAUUCACAAAGAAAUAGACCUUCUGAGGGAUGUGUGGCUCAUAGAAUGGCUUGGCAUAGCAAGUUGGAAGGACCAUUUACAUACAUACUGAUUAUACUUCACUCAUGUACUCCCCCACUUUUUCUACACUUCUUUCUUGGUUUAAUAGAAAUUCGUUCUAGCA
Cucurbita pepo subsp. pepo (vegetable marrow) is the source of this 1837-nucleotide messenger RNA. Its product is annotated as putative magnesium transporter NIPA4. Gene Ontology annotation, molecular function: magnesium ion transmembrane transporter activity. The record is from RefSeq and is a predicted model, not a curated record. Lineage: Eukaryota; Viridiplantae; Streptophyta; Magnoliopsida; Cucurbitales; Cucurbitaceae. Gene Ontology annotation, biological process: magnesium ion transport. Gene Ontology annotation, cellular component: membrane.